Molecule: messenger RNA, 685 nt
Organism: Trichoderma asperellum CBS 433.97
Lineage: Eukaryota; Fungi; Ascomycota; Sordariomycetes; Hypocreales; Hypocreaceae
Source: RefSeq, a predicted model, not a curated record
AUGCAGAGCACCUUGUUAGCGCAAUCAGAAUGCUGCCAGCAGCUGAAAUCAUCCUUGAGAGCUGCUGCAGCUGCCGCUGCUUUCAGGGACCAAGCACUCCCCCCCCAGCAUAUGCGGCUGGCAAGAAGCAGAUUCGACGGCUGGGCAUUGCAAUUUCUGAGCUGCAGAAGGCUCCUCCAAUACAAUACGAUACGACGGAGUAUUACCGGUGGUGAAUGGAACUCGUACCGCUAUGGAGUCUCGGUCCAGACCCCCUACAUGCAGCAGCAAAAAGCCCACCCGCGUGGUUGCAGCCAAUCGUACAGGCAUGGCUGGCGCCGAUCCUCUUUUAAUAGCUCCUGGUUUGAAAAGGAAGCUGGGGCUAUGGAGCAAGAGAAGACUGGUCAUUUGUUUGAGCAGCAAAUGAGUUGCCUAGCCCUCUGUCAUUUGACGAGUCAGAUACACCCAUUCCAUUCCCCACGCAACAAAGCCUCUUCCCCCCAUGCUGUCCAUGCCUUCAUCGCGAUUGUCGGCCUAAUUGCUGCUAGCAAUGCCCAGUGCCACCACCUUACUAGUACCUAAUCUACACUAUUUGCACGCUCUGCAUCUUCUACACUAAACGUGCCUAUUAAUACCUUGCAUCGUUGGGGCUAGAGCACGCCAUACCAAGCCAGUUCUGCAGAAACGCAGGGCCCCUUGGACAGCA